This is a messenger RNA of Talaromyces stipitatus ATCC 10500, 2881 nucleotides long. Its product is annotated as transcription regulator BDF1, putative. The transcript has 2 exons. Gene Ontology annotation, biological process: chromatin remodeling; regulation of DNA-templated transcription. Bases 1 to 2397 code for a protein of 798 amino acids. Gene Ontology annotation, cellular component: nucleus; chromatin. The record is from RefSeq and is a predicted model, not a curated record. NCBI's taxonomy places the organism in Eukaryota, Fungi, Ascomycota, Eurotiomycetes, Eurotiales, Trichocomaceae.
AUGGCUACUCCCCCGCCUGAGGGCGCAACCACUAUCCUGAAAGCAGACAAGCCAUUGCUACUGUCGACAGUGACUGACUUGCCUGCCAAAUCUCCUAUUAAUAGAUCGCCUGACUCUCUUCCAAAUGGCGUUUCACUUUCUGAGAAGACAGGUCUCUCUGCUGCUCCUGUAGAGAGCACAAUAGAAGCCAAAAAAGAGCCAAUCCCUUCUCCAACUCCUGUUCUGAAUGGAAACUCGGACAGUCAGUCCUCUCUCACAAACGGAGCGACUAGCUCUCAAAUCAAAACUUCAACUCCACCUGCUGAGGUCCCCGACCAGUCAAACGGUGUGAAAGAGCCUGGAGAUUCGAGCGAAAAGAAGGAAGAAACUGACGCGACAACAUCACCCCCCUCAGUCAAAUCUGAAGAGGGAGUGAAACCUGUACAGCCUUCAGCAAUGGAAGUCUCUCAGGAGAUUUCUUUGAGUGAUACGAUCGAACCCCAACAACCCGCGGACACGACUCCCGCUGUCCGUAAUCCACCACAGGAGUCAGCUCCUAUCAAAGAGUCUUCAGAGCCCACUCUCCCGCCGACAGAUGUUGAGAUGAACGACGCUCCGCUAUCUCCGACCAAAGUCUCGCGUGAACGUGAGUUGGAUUUGGAAGACGAGCCCGCUGCAAAGCGCGCCAAAGUGGACGAAGAUGUACCUAUGGGAAAUAGCAGCUUUGAGAAGGUUGAUGCUCCUGCUUCCACAGAAGCUGCACCUCCUGCUUCCACUGAGGCUACUGAGGGCAUCACUCCGUUGCAGCACAAGUUCCUUGUCAAGUGUUUAACGAAUCUUAAACGGUCUAAUGACUCACGCUUUUAUCGAGAACCUGUUGAUCCUAUAAAACUGAACAUUCCCACCUACUUCACCGUCAUCACCGAACCAAUGGAUUUGUCGACCAUCGAGAGCAAGUUGAAGAAGAAUCAAUACAACACUGUCGCGGAGGUCAUCGCAGAUGUUGACUUGAUGGCCGGAAACGCAGCCAAAUUCAAUGGCCCAGAACAUAUCGUUUCUCAAGAAGGUCAAAAGUUGAAGGCUUUGUUUCGAAAGCAACUGCAGAAGCUUCCGGGUCCUGAUGAGGUAGAAGAGAAGAAACCCAAGAAGGCCGCCCUACCUCCAAAAGAAUCUGCUUCGCGUCGUGAAUCUCGAGUUGUCGCACAGCCUGUUCCCAAGCAAACCAGCGCUUCUCCAACUUUUGCAUUGAAUCCCGAAGGUCUCCCAACCAUUCGACGCGAUUCCACAAAUCCAGACGGACGUCCGAAGCGUGCUAUUCACGCACCGAAACGUGAUUUGCUGUAUUCUGCGAAACCUAAGAAGAAGAAGUUCCAGUGGGAACUCAAGUUCUGCCAGGAGAUAUUGGACGAGGUACAUAAGCCCAAAUAUUGGGCUAUUGCCAACCCCUUCUACUACCCCGUUGACCCCGUUGCUUUGAACAUUCCUACAUAUCACAGCGUUAUCAAGAAGCCCAUGGAUCUAUCUACUAUUCAGGUCAAGUUGAAAGCCGGGCAAUAUGAGAAUGCGAAAGAAUUUGAGGCGGAUGUUCGCUUGAUGCUCAAGAACUGCUUCAAAUUCAAUAUUCCUGGAGACCCCAUCUAUCAAGCUGGACAGAAAUUCGAGGAGGUUUUCAAUUCCAAGUGGGCCACAAAGAAUCGUUGGGUUGAACAACAUGACCCAGAUAGCCACAAUCAAAGCGGAUCUUCUGAUGAAGAGAGUGAGGAAGAAGAUAGCGACAAUGAUGAGGAUCAGGAGAAGCUUCAAGCUCUUCAGCGACAAAUUGCGGAGAUGUCGAAACAAGUCGAGGCAAUCACGCAGAAGAAAAAGAAGACUCCUCCUGCAUCCAAGAAGUCCGGAAAGUCCAAAUCUGGCAAGAAGGAUUCCAAGAAGAGCAAGGGCGAUAAGAAGUCCAAGAGCAGCAGACCCGAGAAACGUCACGUCACAUAUGCGGAAAAGCAACUCAUUUCUAAUGGAAUCGGUUCUCUUCCUGAUAAGAAGAUGCAGGAGGCUCUCAAGAUUAUUCAAAACAACGUCCCAUCUCUCAAGGGUCUUGAGGAAACCGAGGUUGAGCUUGACAUUGACGAACUACCUAACGAGGUACUCGUCAUGUUGCUUAAGUUUGUGAAGAAGAACGCGCCACAAGUUGUCGAUGAUGAGGAUAUGUCUGCUCCAGUCUCGGCUGCGGUUCAGGCCAAGCCUAAGAAGAACAAGCCAAUGAGCAAGUUUGAACAAGAAGCUCAAAUCAAUAUGCUUGAGGGUAGUCUUUCUCGGUUUCAGGGUGGCAACGGUACUCGCUCACCAGAGCCUGUCAAUUCCGUUGAGGACGAUGACAGCUCUGACGGUUCUGAUGAUGAUUCUGAUGAGAGUGAGGAGGAGUAAUCGUAUUACUUCGAGCUCUACUUAUUUUUUGUUCCUUUUUAAUUUUAUUUUGACGACAAUUGGGAUCUUCUCAGUCAGUCUGUCACACUGUAUGUGUACAUACUCGUUGGUUCUUUUCAUGCUUCGCUUAGUUUUUUUCUUUUCGCUUACACGGGCGUUUUUUAAAAAGUGUCACUCGCCCGUGCCACGACUUGAUGAGGGUGUUACGCUUCUUGGAUGGGUUUCUCGGGGAUCUUUUGCGAGCGUUUUUGAGUUCUGUUCUACGUUUCUCUUAAUCUCGCAGCUUACUCAUCAGAGUCACGUCUUGUUCCUCUUUUCUAUUUUAGGGACGAGAGAAGUUGAAGGUGCGGAGCUUUGGACGUGCAAGCUGGGGACGUUGGAUGGGCGAGGCGAAAUGCCUUGAGUUGUCCUGAUGGUAUACCCUUAACACAGCUGUUACUUGUAUUAGUAUGAUUUCAAUAAUAAAAUUGUAUCAUCCACUAGC